UGUACAGAAGCACACGUAAAGGUCACCUUCAGGUUUAGUCUGACUCAAGACGCGAAACGGUAUCUGACGUUAAGUCAGAGCACCGUAGACCUUUCGUCGACUUCAACUUAACAAGGGAAUCGUAUCAAUUUCAAUUCUUGUCACAAUUGGAUAUAUACUUUGUCGGGAUACAGCUGGUACCCUCGUCCAAAAAUGGCAGAAGAUUUAGCAGCACAAAGGUUUAUAAAACCUGGGAGUCAUAAAGGUAAAGGCCUUGCAGUCUUUACCAGUGGAGGUGAUUCUCAAGGCAUGAAUGCAGCAGUUCGAGCAGUUGUUCGAAUGGGUAUUUAUCUAGGAUGCAAAGUUUUCUUUAUUAGAGAAGGCUAUCAGGGCAUGGUGGAUGGUGGAAAUAAUAUUGUAGAGGCAAAUUGGUCCUCUGUGUCUUGUAUCAUCCACAGAGGUGGUACAGUAAUAGGAUCUGCUCGAUGCAAAGAAUUCCGGGAACGUGCUGGCCGUAAGAGGGCUGCGAAAAAUUUAGUAACCCAUGGUAUAAGUAAUUUAGUUGUAAUAGGAGGUGAUGGUUCACUGACUGGUGCAAACCAGUUUAAAGAGGAAUGGCCGGAUUUAUUAAAAGAAUUAGCUGAGGCAGGAGAAAUAACUGCAGAACAACGAGAGAAAUAUCAACAUUUGCACAUCGCUGGUAUGGUAGGUUCUAUCGACAACGAUUUUUGUGGAACCGACAUGACAAUUGGUACCGAUUCUGCGUUACAUCGUAUUAUCGAAAGUAUCGAUGCCAUUGUCAGCACUGCGUAUUCUCAUCAAAGAACAUUCAUUAUGGAAGUUAUGGGUCGUCAUUGCGGUUACCUGGCUCUAGUGGCAGCCAUUUGUUGCGAAGCUGAUUUUGUGUUCAUCCCAGAGUGGCCACCUGAACAAGAUUGGCCAAACAAGCUGUGCAAAAAGUUAUUACAGGAAAGACUUACUGGACAACGACUUAAUAUUAUUAUUGUAGCGGAAGGUGCUGUAGAUAGAAAUGGCCAACCAAUUACUGCUGAAAAAGUUCAUCAAGUUGUCGUGGACAAACUUCAGCAAGAUACCAGAAUUACGGUUCUCGGUCACGUCCAAAGAGGUGGUAAUCCGUCAGCUUUUGAUAGAGUUCUGGGUUGUCGAAUGGGUGCAGAAGCGGUAAUGGCAUUGAUGGAAGCAACACCGGACACUGAAGCAUGUGUCGUUACACUGGAUGGCAAUCAAGCCGUUAGAUUACCUCUCAUGGAGUGCGUUCGUCGUACUAAAGCGGUAGCACAAGCUAUGGCUGAUAAAAAUUGGGAACUUGCUGUACAACUUCGUGGAAAGGGCUUUGCUCGUAAUCUGGAAACAUAUAAGAUGUUAACUCGUCUGAAAGCACCUGUGGACCACGACCCGCGUAAGGAACAUUACACUUUAGGUGUAAUGCAUAUAGGAUCGCCUUCUUGCGGUAUGAACGCAGCGGUGCGUUCCUUCGUUAGGAACUGUAUCUACCGAGGUGACAAGGUGUACGGUAUUUGCGACGGAGUGUUAGGCCUUAUGGCUGGAAAAUUCAAAUUAAUGGAUUGGCCUUCUGUCACCGGUUGGGUAGCACAAGGUGGUGCUUACUUAGGAACUAAGCGUUCUCCACCCAAAGAGGACCAGCUGCCGCAGAUUGCUCAGAAACUUAAGGAAUAUGGAAUUCAAGCAGUGCUUAUCAUAGGAGGAUUCGAGGGCUACCAAACCGGACUUACCUUUGUCAAAGCUAGGGACAAGUUUGAAGAAUUUCGAAUUCCGAUUGCUAUGAUUCCGGCAACUAUUAGCAAUAAUGUUCCAGGAACCGAGUUUUCGUUAGGUUGUGACACUGCUUUAAAUGAAAUUACAGAGGUAGGCUUCUGGUGUGCCUGCCAGUACCGAAAUGUAUUCGUAGAAAGUUUAACUCAAACUAAACUAUUUCCCUUGGUGGGUGGAUACUGCGGUUAUUUAGCCACGGUCGCUGGAUUAGCCGGAGGAGCUGAUGCAGCCUAUAUUUUCGAGGAGAAGUUCAAUAUCAAAGAUUUGAAUCAAGAUGUCAUUGCGAUGGCUGCAAAAAUGUCUGAAGGUGUACAGAGAGGUCUCAUUCUACGAAAUGAGAAUGCUAACUUGAAUUACAACACAGAUUUUAUGCAGAGACUCUUUAGCGAAGAAGGAAAGGGUCUGUUCAGCUGUAGGAUGAAUAUUAUUGGUCAUAUGCAGCAAGGUGGCUCGCCUACUCCAUUUGAUCGAAAUUUGGGUACAAAAAUGGGUUCAAAAGCCGUCGACUGGUUCACCGAACAAUUCAAAAAAUACUCUACUGCUGGUAAUAAAGUAAGCACGAUGGACGCUGAUAGUGCAGUAAUGAUUGGUAUUGUACGAAGACAGUACAGAUUUACACCGUUUACAGACCUUCUUGAAGUUACCGACUUCGAGCAUCGCAUUCCAACAUAUCAAUGGUGGAUGAAAUUGCGUCCACUACUCAAAGUUUUAGCGAAACACGAGUCUACGUACGAAGAAGAAGGACUCUAUAUUACCGUAGAAGAAAUGGAUCUUGAUAACGAUCCCCUUGUCUAAGCUAGAAAUUACAUGUACGCGGUGAAAGGUAAUGCUCCAUAAAAUAUGCACUGUUAAUUGUAGAUUUUGUUAAACAGUAUUGUACGGCAUUAUGAUAAUCAUGUUCCGUUGUCAUUUGUGAGAAAAGAAGAUGCGAUCAAACGUUAGAUGAGAACACAAUCGUAGAAUAUAAUGUUCUGCGAGAUUUAAUACAGAUUAAGUAUUUUGACGAUCGGUGUGAAAUCGUAAUGUAUACGUAAUACGUAUACCCUUCGUUUGUACAUUCGGUUACUCGAUAACAAAACGUGCGCUUAUGACUUAAUUCUUUGAAUGCGAACUGUUUGGAUAAAUAACAAAUAUUAUUGGACACUAUUGUCAUAAUCGAGGAUAUAGAAUAAUAUUUUGUUUAAAAAAUACCGAAUUACACACACUCACGCGCGCACGCCCGCCGUACACACACGUAUAUUUAACUAUACAUAUUUUGAUUGCGACUUAGUGUCAAGGGAGGGAAGCAGGUACGAAGAUAGUACCUGAAACGUGGAGGUGAAGCUAUAUCUUAGUAAUGUAAGAAAGAAGUAGUAGGACAUUUUAAUGGCAUUUUCAUUGGUAACAACUGAUGAUUAUAUUGUUAUACUGAAUGGUGUUAAAUAUUUAUUCCAUUUGAAAGUAGAUCAAACGGGAGUAUAACUAUUAACUUAAUGUACAGCGUUUAAAUGUUAUAAUAUAAUCAAGAAGCAGUCAAGGUGUAACAACGUAAUGACAUUCAAAUACGAUGAUAAAGAUGAAUGCAAUUAACGACGUUAAUCUCUCGAUACGACGUUCGAGUCCACUAGCUUCCAAUCUUAGAUUUC
This is a messenger RNA of Habropoda laboriosa, 3398 nucleotides long. It is a transcript of the gene Pfk, whose product is annotated as ATP-dependent 6-phosphofructokinase. Gene Ontology annotation, cellular component: 6-phosphofructokinase complex; cytoplasm. The record is from RefSeq and is a predicted model, not a curated record. Gene Ontology annotation, biological process: canonical glycolysis; fructose 1,6-bisphosphate metabolic process; fructose 6-phosphate metabolic process. Gene Ontology annotation, molecular function: 6-phosphofructokinase activity; identical protein binding; ATP binding. Lineage: Eukaryota; Metazoa; Arthropoda; Insecta; Hymenoptera; Apidae.